CCCAAACAUCUAUAGGUCAUCGCUGAAAUUUUAAAGUUAUCGCAGUUUUAGUAAAAAAAGUUGAUUUUUUGCCGAUUUCGUCAUUUUCCUGUUUUUGCGCGUGGCGCGUCGAAAAACUCAGUUUUUAUUUUCAAAAAAUCAUAUCUCUGAAACGUACGGUUCGACAUCGCCAAUUUUUUGAUAUUUUAUGUGAAAUUUUCCGAGGAAUCCGAUAAAAAUAUUUUCAGACAUAGGCUCUUUGGUCCAGACACGGGCAAAACGCCAUUUUAAGUUUUCAUACGACUUUUUCAAUAGUUAAGCUAGAUUUUUGGAACUUCUUACUAUUUUUCCCAAAUAGCCAAACUCAUCACCUUUCUUUUGCGUCUAGGACAGCUAAAAUCGGAUGAAAUGGCGCGGAGAUAUGAUUUUUCGAAAAAAGUGGUUUUUGCGAAAAAUGACGAAAAUUGCCAUUUUUCGAACCACCCUAGCACGAUGUAGGUCACCCUAAUGGCCAAACAAAAAAAUACGGGUCUAAUUAUUUUGGCCAAGGAACCCCCAGAAAAAUUUUGAGCCCGAUCGGAGAACUUUUUUUUCGGUUUAGGCUCUUUUCAAAUGGAAUUGCUGUAUAACUGUUUGAUUUAAACAGAUUUCUUACGUGUUAUCGUCCAAUAAAAAACUGUUGAGUUGUCGUGCUAACCACCAUCUUCAUGCAUUUUUAAUCAUUUGACAAUCAUCCUGGAUGCACUCGAUUAUUGAGCGCGAUGAAAUGUGUAAAUAGGACGCACUAUAUAUUUAAUAGCAAAGGGUGCAACUUGUUAGUCACCUCGAACACCAUGUACGGUGAAAAGUCAAGUGUUCGUUCUGAAGUGAAGCCACGCGAUUGGUGGAACUAUUUCACACUUUUGCUGAAGGAGUUUUGUCGUGAGAGCUCCAUCCAUGGCUUAAAAUACAUCGUUGGAUCCAACAGGGCUCUCAUAGAGAAGUUUGUCAAUAAUUUAACACUGCUUGAUACCCAAUUUAAACAUCCUUCUCGUAGAAUAUGGUGGCUCGUCGUGUCCUGUCUGUCCCUGUACGGCUGUGGGAAUCUCAUCCACAACAUUUUCAACAAGUGGCAGCAAGAUCCGGUGAUUGUCAGCUUCGCCACCAAGCAGGUGCCGAUCUACAAGAUUCCGUUCCCAUCGGUGACGAUCUGUCCGGAGAUCAAGGUCAAGAUGUCGCAGCUUAACUUUACCCAAGCGUACUACGAUGCGAUCGCGGGUAGCCUAACGGAGCAGUCCGAUCCGGAGCGUAUAGGGAAGUUGCUGGCAAUGAUGCAGGUUUGCGACUUUAACAUGUACGACAUCUUCACCAACGAAACGUACGACGACGAUUGCAUCAAGAUGUUGAAGCUGAUGAAACUUCAGCAAGAGGAGAUAUUCGUCGAGUGUCAGUGGCGUGGUGAUGCAACAAAUUGCACCGAGAAGUUCCGGCCAACGCUGACCGCCAAGGGGAUCUGCUACACCUUCAACUCCCUCUCAGGGGAAGAUAUGAUGCGCACGGAACAGCUCAAUACCGAGUACCGAUACGUGACGGAGACCCGUAACAUCUUGAACUGGAGCCUGGACAGGGGAUAUUCUCCCGGAUCGACGCGAGGUGUCUACCCUCAGCGAGUCCUGGGAGCGGGAAUCGGUGGAGGCUUGAACGUCGUGAUCAAAGCAAACGUCAGCGAUAUGGACAACCUCUGCAGCAAUACCUUCCAGGGGUUCCGGGUGAUGCUGCACAUGCCGGUCGAGUAUCCGGAGCUAAACCUGCGCAGCUUCCGGAUGCCGCUGGAACAAGAAGUGGUGGUUUCGGUGAUUCCAGAAGUCGUCAAGACUUCACCCGAAGUGAGGAGCUACACUCCGGAACGUCGACAGUGUUACUAUUCGAAAGAGCGAUACCUGCGAUUCUUUCGGAUGUACAGUCUGGAGAACUGCCAGAUGGAAUGUCUCACAAAUUACACCAUUCAACGGUGUGGUUGCGUUAAGUACUCGAUGCCACGACCUCCGGAUGUUAGAAUUUGUGGUCUGACCAAGGUAAACUGCUACAAAAGAGCUGCAACGGAAAUGCUCAUGUCCAGAGCGAAAAUGAUCAAGCUGGAGAAAACUCACUACAAGGACUCGUGCGAUUGCCUAGCCUCGUGUACUACAGUGCGCUAUCACAUCGAGCUGUCGCAGUCGAAUUUCAACUGGAAACAACUGCUUCCGGUUGCCAAAGAGUUUGGAAAAUCACUGGAUGGGGUUCAGAUUUCCAGCCUGGUGAUCAUGUUCAGGACGGAAGGAUUCAUUCCGGUGGUCCGAAGGGAGCUGUAUGGAACCACUGAUCUGUUGGCGAAUGCUGGGGGGUUGUUGGGACUGUUCAUGGGAAUCAGCAUUUUGAGUUUGGUUGAGAUUCUGUACUUUUGCUCAAUCAAACCCUUGCUCAUGUGGUGGAGAGGUGAUAUCGGGGUUAAGCAAGUGAGUCCCGUAAUAUCCUACACAAAUCAAGAAGGUUUCGCCGAAAGGGAUAAGUUUAAAUCGUACAACAUGGACAAGUUCUAUGUAAAGUAGGAGUCGAUGUUGUACAGCAAUAAUUAAAUGUUUGUGAUGCACUUUAAUUAGGCUAUCAUUUGCACUCAUCUUCAAAGCAGU
Molecule: messenger RNA, 2627 nt
Organism: Culex pipiens pallens (northern house mosquito)
Lineage: Eukaryota; Metazoa; Arthropoda; Insecta; Diptera; Culicidae
Product: pickpocket protein 28-like
Exons: 2
Coding region: 741-2546 (601 amino acids)
Biological process (GO): sodium ion transmembrane transport
Cellular component (GO): membrane
Molecular function (GO): ligand-gated sodium channel activity
Source: RefSeq, a predicted model, not a curated record